GCGGCCCGCACUGUCCAGUUGUUGCGUCUCCUUCCUCUUUCGCUCCACGCUCCCGGCGCGAGCGUGGCCCGCAGGCCUGGUCUCUACGCGCCUCGCUCACACGGUCACUCGGAACGCUCAGCCGCGCGGCCGCGGCCCCCACCUGGCUCGGCGACAGCCUCCUUGCUCGGGCGGCCCCGGGGUGGGGGAGGCGAGCGAGCGAGCGAAGUGAGAGAGAGCGAGCGAGCGAGCGAGCGAGAGAGCGAGCGGGGCCGAGGGCGCCCGGCGGGCGGUGGCGCCGCGAACAUGGUCGCCAAGCAGCGGAUCCGGAUGGCCAACGAGAAGCACAGCAAGAACAUCACGCAGCGCGGCAACGUCGCCAAGACCUCGAGAAACGCCCCCGAGGAGAAGGCGUCCGUGGGACCCUGGCUGCUGGCGCUCUUCAUUUUUGUCGUCUGCGGCUCGGCAAUUUUCCAGAUUAUUCAGAGUAUCAGGAUGGGCAUGUGAAGUGACGUGACUGGCCUUAAGAUGCUUCCAUUCUCCUGUGAAUUUUAACUUGAACUCAUUCCUGAUGUUUGAUACCCUGGUUCAAAAUUCAGUAAAGCAUCCUGCCUCAGAAUGACUUUCAUGUCACCCUUCAUGUGUCAUUCCAAGGUUUCUUCACAAGUCAUUCCAGGUUUUUCUAGUCCGUACCACAGUGCCUUGCAAAAGCGCCACAGGAAUAAAGCAAUAAAGUCUGAUGCUAAGCUCCAGUCAGUAGUGGACCCUGCUUAUUCAGUCAGUCAAGAGCAAGUUCUUCAUGUGGUUGUUAAAACCAUAUGCAGUAUGGAUAAUUAAGUCUGUGCAGUCAGGGUCUAGAUUUUGUUAACUCUAAUGUGUAAAUGCAAUUAGCUUAAUUUAAAAUUUGGAAUCUUAAGGUUUUUAUAUAGCUAGGCACUCUGUUACUCUUUUGAAUUGAAAGCACACUCCAUUAUAGGGUCAAGUAACGUCCUUAAUAAGGUGCUUACCAAUGGAGCAGCUGCACAGUUGGCCUAGUUUUACCACAACCAUUAUCACCUAGAAGUUUUUAAAAGCUUCUAAAUCAUAAUAUAAGCAGAGAUGCUUAUAGCCACAUCUGUUUUAACAAUAUUGUUUUUAUUACACUACCUUGGAUUUCGCAUGAGUAAGUAUAGUAACCUAAAUCCCAUUUGCAAAAAACCAAGCAAAAAAACUUGGUUGAGCAUUUGGUAACUUAAUCCGUCACUGCGGUUUCACCAAGAGCUACCAUGGUGGAGUGAAGUCAGGAAAGGAGGGUUUGUUUAUGUCACAUUGAUUUAAUCAGAAUUAGUUUAAUACAUCAAAGGGGUUGCUGGGCUAGACAAAAUUCUAGGGGAAAAUCUUACCAGAAACGGACACCUCAUCAGGACUCUUGUCCCGUGUGCCGUAAGAUAUCUCAGCAUCUUGAUAGCACUUUCAAUACCAAAAAAAGGCACAGCAACUGAAAGUUACACUUAGUUUGUCAGUGUGCUUCUAGAUUUAUGACCGAAAUGCCCUGAGGGUUCUAGAUUCAUCAGGUUAACGUGGUUUCUGGAAUUAAGUGGAUUUAUUGAUAGGAAUCAGUCUUUAGUCUUCCUUUGUAUGAUUUUAUGAUUACAUUUGAUCCCAUUUAUGUUCAAUAUAAAUGAACAUAAUGAUUAUGAUUGAUCACAUUUUCUUUAAUAGUAAGGGUGAGAGUGGUAAGGCAGGUUUUGGGUUUUGCAGUGCUGUUGAAAACUGCAGGUAUUUGUAUACACAGUCAUAACUUGGUGCAAAAAGCCUGAACAGUGUCUGUAUUAAUGGAUGACGGAAAGACUGCUCUGUUUGCUUUAACUGCCUCAGGAUCUGUCUUUAGAAAUAAGCUGUUUUAAGAGGAGCAGAAGGGAAUCUACGCCGUCUAUACAGGGUGCGACCCUCACGGGAUGUGCUACCCCCUCAGCUACUGAGGAGAGCAGCAGGCUAGGACAGAGAGGAACUGAACUGCUGUAACAGGAAGACGUCCAUUGCCUCCGGCCAGCAGGUUUUUACAGAAUCGUGACCUGCCCCUUUCACACAGUCAGUCGGCCCCUGGACUUGUUUCCCUCUUUGAAACAUCUUGGCUAAUGAAUUCUACUUUAUUGUAACUUUAAAAAUGAAAGUUAUUGCUCUAAAUUUAUAGCAGGUGCCUUAUUCUUUGCUUUUGAUCAGAUCAUUCCAUGUCAGAAUUUCCCUUGGUUUUCUGUAGAUAAUUGGCUUAAAGGUGUUUUUUGGUUUUGUUUUUUAAAUGUACAAUGUCUGAAUUAAUUCGACUGUUAAAUUGCUGUAGCUGGCAAUCGUUUCACAUGUAAAACUGCAUUCCCUUUGUAUUUCAUGUGUAUUUUACCAAUUGAGUGCAUUUUAUAUUCAGGGUGGACUGUGCAUGUUUGGGUAAAUGAAUGCUGUGUCUGUUUGAUUUAUGGUUUAAAAAUAAAGUUCCCUGAUUAUUUGAUGCCUUUCUUGUAAAAGAAAAUGCUUUUACAGAGUUUUUAUCUGAGUGUACUUUUAUAGUUAAUAGAAAAUUAUUUUAAACAAUGCCUCCUAUCUUACUUAACAGAAAUAGUGCCCAGAGGCUCAGAUGUAAAGAUUGUAAGUGGAAAUGGAUGGUGAACAAUAAACAUAUGAAGUGGAAUGAAUUCAGUGCUUCCCACGACUGGUGCCAGAAGAGCACAGUUCUUGAUAACCUCCCUCUUGAGGUUACCAUC
Molecule: messenger RNA, 2714 nt
Organism: Castor canadensis (American beaver)
Lineage: Eukaryota; Metazoa; Chordata; Mammalia; Rodentia; Castoridae
Gene: Serp1
Product: stress associated endoplasmic reticulum protein 1
Biological process (GO): endoplasmic reticulum unfolded protein response
Cellular component (GO): endoplasmic reticulum
Source: RefSeq, a predicted model, not a curated record